AGCAAGCGCAAGCCAAAUAGUAGACAAGCGUUCCCCUCUGCAAACAGUCACAUUCAAGAGCUCAAGCCAAAGAGACACUCGAGCGGACCAGCAGCAGCAGCAGCAACAUCAGCAACAUCAGCAACAGCAGCAACAGCAGCAGCACCCAGCACACAGCAACCUCAGUGCUCCAGCUCCCAGCUUCAGACUUCAGUGGCCAACAGCCAGCUAAAUAUCCACGUUCGUGCGUCGGUGUUUUGUGGCCGCGCCGUGCGGCAGACAACAAAAAUAAAAUAAAGCAAAGAAAAGUAAAGAAAAAGAAUCAAAAUCAAAAUAGCAAAUAAUAUAUAUAGAGCCGCAUUAUUUUAUAUAUCCCGCACAAAUAAAUUAAUCGCAGUGUUCGAGUGUGCACAAACAAAAGCUUAGAACUUUCGCCAGCCCAAAACAAACAAGUGACAAACAAGUGCGCCGAGUGCUCUCGAUAAAAUGCCAGAAAAAUGCAAAUCCAUUGAGGCAGUGUUAGUGCAUUGAGAUUUAUAUAUCGAAAACAAAGCCACGUUUCACGCACACUUUUCAUUUUUUCGUUUAUAAUAACGCGUUGUGCACAACGCGUUGCCUUUUCCAUCGAUCGACCAGAGGGCAGCGCGUCCAAAAGCCGGCAACAUAACGGCGCAACUAUUGAACAGCUUUCUGAAGGGUAGCCCCCACCAGACCACCAUUGACAUCAUGCAGAAGCUCUACGCGGAGCCGCCGCCCAGCAGUGCUCCGGUGAGCAUGGCCAGUUCGGGCGGUCCUCCCUCCGGCGGGGGCGGUGGAGGGGGAGGCGGCGGCGGAGGAGGCUGGCCCCCGCCGCCCAGCAACCAGAACCCGAAUCCGACGAGCAACGGCGGCACCAUGAGUCCCCUGGCCCGCUCCGCCUACACAAUGAACAGCAUGGGCCUGCCGGUGGGCGGCAUGUCCUCCGUUUCGCCACAGGCGGCGGCCACCUUCAGCUCCAGCGUCCUGGACUCGGCGGCGGCGGUGGCCAGCAUGAGCGCCAGCAUGAGUGCCAGCAUGAGUGCCAGCAUGAGCGCCAGCAUGAACGCCAGCAUGAACGGGAGCAUGGGUGCGGCGGCCAUGAACUCGAUGGGCGGCAACUGCAUGACCCCCAGUUCGAUGAGCUACGCCAGCAUGGGAUCUCCGCUGGGCAACAUGGGCGGCUGCAUGGCCAUGUCGGCGGCGGGACUGAGCGGCACCUACGGGGCCAUGCCGCCGGGAUCGCGGGAGAUGGAGACGGGCUCGCCCAAUUCGCUGGGCAGAUCGCGCGUGGACAAGCCCACCACCUACAGGAGAAGCUACACGCACGCCAAGCCGCCGUACAGCUACAUCUCGCUGAUCACCAUGGCCAUCCAGAAUAACCCCACCCGGAUGCUGACGCUCUCGGAGAUCUACCAGUUCAUCAUGGACCUGUUUCCGUUCUACAGGCAGAAUCAGCAGCGCUGGCAGAACUCCAUCCGGCACUCGCUGAGCUUCAACGAUUGCUUCGUGAAGAUCCCCAGGACGCCGGACAAGCCGGGCAAGGGAUCGUUCUGGACUCUGCACCCGGACUCGGGGAACAUGUUCGAGAACGGGUGCUACCUGAGGCGGCAAAAGCGGUUCAAGGACGAGAAGAAGGAGGCCAUUCGGCAGCUGCACAAGAGUCCGUCGCACAGCAGUUUGGAAGCGACCAGUCCGGGCAAGAAGGAUCACGAGGACUCGCACCAUAUGCACCAUCACCACCACAGCCGGCUGGACCACCACCAGCACCACAAGGAGGCGGGCGGGGCAUCGAUCGCCGGGGUGAAUGUGCUGAGUGCGGCGCACAGCAAGGAUGCGGAGGCACUGGCCAUGUUGCACGCCAACGCCGAGCUGUGCCUCAGCCAGCAGCCGCAGCACGUGCCCACCCACCACCACCACCAGCACCACCAACUGCAGCAGGAGGAGCUGACGGCGAUGAUGGCCAACCGGUGCCACCCGUCGCUGAUCAGCGACUACCACUCCUCGAUGCAUCCGCUGAAGCAGGAGCCCUCCGGCUACACGCCCUCCAGCCACCCGUUCUCCAUCAACCGCCUGCUGCCCACGGAGUCGAAGGCGGACAUCAAGAUGUACGACAUGAGCCAGUACGCCGGCUACAACGCCCUCAGUCCGCUGACCAACUCACACGCUGCCUUAGGCCAGGACUCCUACUACCAGAGCCUCGGCUACCAUGCGCCCGCCGGAACCACGAGCUUGUGACAUCACCAAUACCCGCUGGCUUAAGGACGCGCGGAGCAGAUGCUGCGCUCGCAGCAGCAACAGCACUUGCAGCAGCAGCACCAGCAACACCAGCAGCACCAGCAGCAGCAGCAGCAGCAGCAGCAACAGCAGCAACAGCAGCAGCUGCAGCAGCAGCAGCAGGCGGCGCAGCAACUGACAUCCGCUUCCAACACACCAGCAACAUCAGCAGCCAAGGCCAGCGGCAAGGCGGGAUCGGGAUCGGGCUCGGGCUCAGGAUCGGGAUCGGGAUCAGGAUCGGGUUCAGGAUCUAACUACUCACAGAAGCUGCACCAGCAACACCAGCAGCAUCAGCAACAGCAGGCCCAGCAGCAACACCACCAGCAGCAACAGUUGCUGCAGGAGCUGCAGCAGGAGGACUCCUCGAACAUCACCAGCGAUCUGAGCGAGGAGCAACUGCAGCAACACCAGGCGGCGCAGCAGCAGUUGUACAACAACUACCAGCAAUAUGCCGCGGCGGCGGGCUACCGGAACUGGAAUCACAGCCUGACUUUCAACGGGGCCGCCGCCCUGCAGAAUCUGCUGUAGCUGUAGGGAUCGACGGGCAGCGGCUUGGUCGCUGGCCUGCCAAUUAGCGAGUGCAGUGCCAGUGGCUUUUAGCACCUGGUCGACCGCCCAGUCGCAUCCUUUGAGCACGUGAGUUCUCAAGUUCUGGCCGCGACUCGCACUUGUACAUAUGGAGGGGCCGAGGGGUCGAGACGCUGCCUUUUUGAGUUGUCCAGUUCCAAUACAAAACACCAUUCUGUUCCCGGGGGGCUUAGGUUAAUCCGUUAAUUCGAGGAGGAGCGAAAGAAAAAGUGAUGUAGUUGUAAGUGCAGCAGAACUUUUGUUAACAUUUUUACGUUUUGCUAAUACAAAUACAAAAUAAUAAUUCCGUGCCAUUUGUUUUCGUUGUUUCGAAACAAGCAAUAACAAUCAAAGCGGUUAUAACUAAAAAUUUAAACAUUUUAAAUGUAACACCGAGUGGAGAACAGAAAGGUAUAGAGAUAUAUAGAGAGAGAAAGAGAGAGAGAGAGAGAAGGGAUCGUGUGUAAUGUUCUUUCAGAAUACAAAAACCUUAACUAAAGCAGUCCCAAAAAGAGAGAUACAAAUACUAAAUCCUUUAUCCAAAGGCAAUCGCAAUCGAAUUCGAAUCGCAAAUGAUCAAAACCAAAAAGAAAUCUAAAAUCUAAAUCAUCAUAUUCAGCAGCAGCCCAGCAAACACCCUAAGAAUCUUCAAACUAUCUAAGCAACAAAAAUCUGGCCAUGCAUAAGGAAACGACACGUUUUUAUUGAAUAAUUUAUCAAAAUCCCAUUUAUAUAUAUACGCGCAUCGAUAUACGCCAAAUGUAUCGCAAAAUCCCGCAUUUCAUUUACAUUGUGUGUCUUCUGUUGUUGUACGAAUUCGUUAGGCUAAGGCAUUUUGUAAAUAAUCUAUAAAUAGAUACCUUUAAGCAACCUCCCCCCCUCAAAAAAAAAACAAAAAAAAACCAACAUAACUAAGGCCCCACUUGCAACUUUUAACUAACUCGAGAAUUAAUCAAAUUGUAUGAAAUUAUGCCACACCACUUGAAAGUAAAUAUAAUAUAAAUAUAAAUAUUGUAUAGCAUUUAACAUUUAAUUAGCAUAAAUAAUGAAAGCAAAACACAAAAGGAAAAAAAAAUCACAUA
Drosophila rhopaloa is the source of this 3920-nucleotide messenger RNA. It is a transcript of the gene fkh, whose product is annotated as protein fork head. Gene Ontology annotation, biological process: anatomical structure morphogenesis; cell differentiation; regulation of transcription by RNA polymerase II. The record is from RefSeq and is a predicted model, not a curated record. Gene Ontology annotation, molecular function: DNA-binding transcription factor activity, RNA polymerase II-specific; transcription factor binding; protein domain specific binding. NCBI's taxonomy places the organism in Eukaryota, Metazoa, Arthropoda, Insecta, Diptera, Drosophilidae.